This is a messenger RNA of Akanthomyces muscarius, 648 nucleotides long. RefSeq lists its product as uncharacterized. The transcript has a single exon. The record is from RefSeq and is a predicted model, not a curated record. Gene Ontology annotation, molecular function: metalloendopeptidase activity. NCBI's taxonomy places the organism in Eukaryota, Fungi, Ascomycota, Sordariomycetes, Hypocreales, Cordycipitaceae. The coding region runs from base 1 to 648 and encodes 215 amino acids.
AUGUGUGCGUUUGUUAACAGGGACGGCAGUUGCGGCGGCCAAGACAUCGGAGAUAUUCUAUUGCAUGAGAUGUCACACUCCUGGGCUCGAACCGAUGACAAUGGCUACGGCAUGGCAAACAUCCAGAGAAUUGACGCCGAUAGUAGUUUGAACAAUGCAGACAGCUACGCACGCUUUGCAAAGGCUGUCCACUUGCGUUGCAGCGUUCAGGCAAUGCUGGCCCCGGGAACAGGAGGCACUCCCGUCCUUGAUCCCAGGCCUGGUUCAAGCAAACCCAAGCCUGAUCCGGAGCUUGGUCCCAGCAACCCCGGGCCUAGUCCUUUUGAUCAGUUUGGUACACCCAAGCUUACUCCUGGACCUGCGCCUAGCAACCCCGAGCCUAGGCCCCUUGAUCAGUCUGGCAAUCCCGAGCUUAUUCCUGGGCCGGUUCCUGCUGAUGAGUUUGGCAAUCCCAAGCUUAUUCCUGGGCCGGUUCCUGCUGAUGAGUUUGGCAUUCCGAAGCUUAGCCCUGAGUUUGGUCCCAGCAAUCCCGAGGUUGUUCCUGUUGAUGAGCCUGGCAAUCCUAAGCCUGGUCCCGAGUUUAGUUCUAGUGAACCUGUGCUUGUUCCACUUGACGAGUCUAGCAAUCUUAUUAUCUCUUCCUUAUAG